Messenger RNA from Piliocolobus tephrosceles (Ugandan red Colobus), 2682 nucleotides. RefSeq names its product RNA polymerase I subunit F (gene POLR1F). NCBI's taxonomy places the organism in Eukaryota, Metazoa, Chordata, Mammalia, Primates, Cercopithecidae. Gene Ontology annotation, cellular component: RNA polymerase I complex. Gene Ontology annotation, biological process: DNA-templated transcription; transcription elongation by RNA polymerase I; DNA-templated transcription initiation. The transcript has 4 exons. Bases 23 to 1090 code for a protein of 355 amino acids. The record is from RefSeq and is a predicted model, not a curated record.
CGUGGGAACCUUGACAAGCGGCAUGGCUGCGGGUUGUUCAGAGGCGCCGCGGCCAACGGCGGCUUCUGAUGGGUCUCUGGUAGGGCAGGCUGGAGUCCUGCCUUGCCUAGAGUUGCCGACUUAUGCCGCUGCUUGUGCGCUGGUGAACAGUCGCUACUCAUGCCUGGUGGCUGGGCCGCACCAAAGGCACAUCGCGCUGUCUCCCCGCUACCUGAACAGGAAACGCACCGGCAUUCGAGAACAGCUUGAUGCAGAGCUCCUUCGCUAUUCUGAGAGGUACCGAUCUCUUUGCCUGUUCCUUCUUUUGUGCACGGGAAGUAGCAGCAGCCUUUUAGGUGUCCCUAUUGCAUAUGAUAACAUCAAAGUUGUGGGAGAACUUGGAGAUAUUUAUGAUGAUCAAGGACACAUUCAUCUUAACAUUGAAGCUGAUUUUGUUAUUUUCUGCCCUGAACCGGGGCAAAAGCUUAUGGGUAUAGUUAAUAAAGUGUCUUCCAGCCACAUUGGCUGUUUAGUACAUGGGUGUUUCAAUGCCUCCAUUCCUAAACCUGAGCAGUUGUCAACUGAGCAGUGGCUAACCAUGGAGAUAAACAUGGGUGAUGAACUAGAAUUUGAAGUAUUUCGUUUAGACUCAGAUGCUGCUGGAGUAUUCUGCAUUCGGGGAAAACUAAAUAUCACAAGUUUACAAUUCAAGCGCUCUGAAGUUUCUGAAGAAGUUACAGAAAAUGGCACUGAAGAAGCUGCUAAAAAACCUAAGAAGAAGAAAAAGAAGAAAGACCCAGAGACAUAUGAAGUGGACAGUGGCACCACAAAGCUAGCAGAUGAUGCAGGUGACACUCCAAUGGAAGAGUCAGCCCUGCAGAAUACUAAUAAUGUGAAUGGCCUCUGGGAGGAGGAGCCAAAGAAAAAGAAAAGGAAGAAAAAGCACCAGGAAGUUCAGGACCAGGACCCUGUUUUCCAAGGCAGUGACUCCAGUGGUUACCAAAGUGACCAUAAAAAGAAAAAAAAGAAAAGAAAACACAGUGAAGAGGCUGAAUUUACCCCACCUUUGAAAUGCUCACCAAAAAGAAAAGGGAAAAGUAAUUUUCUUUAGUGUAUUUUAAAUAUGAUUCAGUUUUUAAAAGAUUGAUCUACAUACAAUUGAUGAAUAAAUGUUUUCAGUGAUAUGAAAUGGUUAAGCAUACCAGUAAUUUCCAAAAACAGAAAAUACUGAACUAGGAGUAGGAGGCUCUAUGUGCUAAAAAUGAUAAAACUGACUAUAAAUUAAUUUGGGGAGAAUCAGUAUUAUUAAAGUACCAUUUUAUACAAAAUAAAAAGAUAGCUGCUCUCACUGUCGGCUGUCACUGUCAGCUCUCAUAUUCUUCCAGGUUUUGCACUCUACAUAAAAUUAUUUCUACAAUGUCAAGACUAGCCAAAGGACUUUAUAAUACAAUAUUAUAUUACUGAAGAAUGAGUUAAGUUUGAGAUUUUGAUGAUUUGAUUUUGUGUGGGUUUAAUAGGCUUCACCUUAUUACAUGCUAUUUUAUUUUGCUUUUUUAAAAACUCAGAGCAUUAACUAGUUUUAGGUUUUCCUUUAUCAUGGCUUCUACAGUAUUUCUAUUGUUUAACGUAAAAUGGUUUUCCAAAGAAGUUUCUGAAGUCUUCACAGCUCUUAAAAGCCAGGCCUGGACUGACUGUGUGGUGGUAAAUGCUAUUCAUUAUUUUUUUUCUUCCAGGUGCAUGUGUGUCCUUGUCUUCUUAAGUCUGAGAGGUUGAUGGAAAGGACUGUUUUCUUGUACUUGUGCAUUUGUUCCUCAGCCAUUCUAAUUUUGUUGUAUGUUGGAGGAGAGUCUAAUGAAGACAGGAUAAAUGUGAUUCUGACUUGUGGGAAAUUUCAGAUUACUUUUUAAUGGUUGGAAUGUUCUAUAAGAUAUUGUGCUGAAGAGAAAACAGUUGUUCUGUUCUCUGCUUUCAUUGAGAAAAUGUGGAAUGUCUCUUGACUAAUUGACAAAGUGUAAUGAAAUGACAAGCUGGUUGAAGCUGAUAAUCAAUGCAUGGCCAUAUUCAUUUUCCACAUACUUGACCAUCUACUUUGUAUAACACAUUCUGCUAAGGCCCAGGGAUGUAAUAGCAAACAAGAUAGAUGUACUUCCUUCCCUUGUGGCAUGUCAUAAGAGAAACAGAUGUGCAUAUACACACAAUAAAUAAGAAAAUUAAUAAUUGUGUUAAGUGGAAUGAAAAAAACCAGGGAAGAUUGUUCACUCACUGUUACCUGUGUUAGUAUCUGCAAAUAGAUGAAUGAUUGAACUCCCAUGUCAGCAUUUUUGUUGCCAUUUAUUUAGUACCAGACAUAGUGCUGAUCUUACAGCUAAAUAUUUGGUAAUGAAUAAAUUCUGCUAGUGAUAUAUGUUGAUCUGAACUAUAACGAUGGGAUACAGAAUUGGCAGAGUGGUAGAUGUUGACAGUUGUCUACAAGUAAAUGUGCUAGACAAUGGAAGGGUGCAGGCCAACCUCUUUGAUUACAAUUGAGAUUCAUGUGAGUAUUGAGCCCUGGAAAUAUAGCUUGUCCAAAUUGAGAUGUGCUGUCAGUGUAAAGUACAUACCAGAUUUUGAAGAUGUACCAAAAAAUGUAAACUAUCUCAGUUUUUGUACUGGUGAAAUCAGUAUGUUUUGGUAUAGUGGGUUAAAUAAAACAAUUUUUGCCUU